AUGGACAUGCCGCUGAAGCAGAUCUGGGUUAGGAAGCGGACAUCUCUUGAAACUACCUCGGGACCAGUACAUGCAAGCAGCUGGGAUGUUUCUCCAGCAAAACCAGGCAGCCGCUCAUUAAAUGCUUCUUGUUCAUGGAAGCUGUCCCUGCCCCACUGCCGCCAGCUGUGUGCUAAACCUGCCAUAGCUUCAUCUCCUGCUCCAGCUCCCGGGACAGGGGGUGGUGAACUUGGGCCUGUGGGCCAAAUCAAGUCACAGUCCGUUUUUGUCAAGUUUUAUUGGAACCUGCUCUUUAGACAUAAAUUAAAUACUGUCUCCACCUGCCCUGCUGAGGGAAGAGUUAAGUAG
Rangifer tarandus platyrhynchus (Svalbard reindeer) is the source of this 348-nucleotide messenger RNA. Lineage: Eukaryota; Metazoa; Chordata; Mammalia; Artiodactyla; Cervidae. The record is from the annotation of a GenBank genome assembly.